Molecule: messenger RNA, 3803 nt
Organism: Belonocnema kinseyi
Lineage: Eukaryota; Metazoa; Arthropoda; Insecta; Hymenoptera; Cynipidae
Gene: pnt
Product: ETS-like protein pointed
Exons: 9
Coding region: 1343-3208 (621 amino acids)
Biological process (GO): regulation of transcription by RNA polymerase II; cell differentiation
Cellular component (GO): nucleus
Molecular function (GO): sequence-specific DNA binding; DNA-binding transcription factor activity, RNA polymerase II-specific
Source: RefSeq, a predicted model, not a curated record
UUACAUACACCGCGUCUCAUCCUACUGCAUCUUCAUCAUCAUCGUCUUGUCUUCGCGAAAAGCCACCUUUUGCGCGAAUCUCUAGUGAAGAAACCUCCGUACCACGCGACAUUGACCACCUCCACCAUCAGGCCUGUUAUUCAUCUCCCCUCUCCUCCAUUUCUUGCUCGUCUUCUUCAGUCUCUUCUUGUUCCUCUUGCUCAUCCUAUCUCUCUGCUCUACCUAUCUUUUUGCUCGUCCUAUCUUUUUUCUCUUCCUAUCUCUCGCAGCUCUCUCUUGGCCUUACCCUGCCCUCCUCUUCGCCAAGCUGCCAGUACACGCACUUACCUGCUGAACGCGAGAUCGCGAUCGUCCAGUGCGUAGAAGCCUCGCUUUCCUUGAUAUUUGUGAAGGAUACUCGGAUCCCGAGGGUGGGACAGUUGAGAGAACAUCGUUGAGUGCGGUCCCACUGUUUGUACACCUGAUUCGGACACCUGUGUUGCCACCGAGUUGGUUUCAUCGCAGCGACGGGAACAGUGGUGCCAAACAUCGAAAGUUUAUCGUGCACGCUGCUCGUUAUCCCCACCACGUGAUAUAGUCUCUUCGACAUCUGUCAUUGGUCGCCGCUCCUCACAACAACUGUCUCCCACCAUUCAUCAUCAAUUCGAUCUUUGUUAUCUUUUGGAAAUUAGCUUCCUUCCGAAUUGAAGAUCCAAAUCCGUUGAUAUAUUCCCUCAUCCAGAAAGGAGUCGUCAUGGAUGCCCGCGAAAGUUAAACAGCGGCUCUACGUCCCAUAUUUUUGGCGACAUUUCAUAUUCUCGGAGCAGAUCUGCGACACAUAUUCAGAACCAGCGUCACUCAUACGCACGUACACUGACGUGGAUUUACCCUUACUGACGCCGCCGUUGCGCAAGCAGGUAUUCGGAAAUAGCCCGGGUCGCAGUUAUGAAUUGAUAGCAAACACAUGGUGGACACGCGAUACCGAAGCUGUGCGUUGUAAGUCGUGUGGGUCUGCUGAUCCGGCUUCUUACUAUGGGAUAAACUAAAAACGAGCACCUCUGGUGCCACCUGACCUUGACAGGUUUAUGACUGUCGAUCGUUUCAACAUGAGGACAUCAUAUCUAUCAAGAUGAGCUGAUUUUUGUGCACAAUAAAAGCACGUGUACUUGGCAGUUUGUUCUGUUGCUGCAGCAUGGAUUAUAGGAAUUGCAGGUUAUAAUACAAAUUCUAGUGACAGCAGUGGUGGUAAAUCAAGUAAUCGGAAUACGAGUCAAGAGUUUCGGAGAUGAUGUUUCGACAGUUUCGUGUCAACAGUGAUGAAUUCAUGUGAACUAUAGACAGUGAGGUCAGUGGGUGGCAGUGAAUGUUGACAUCAUUCAUGAAUAGUGACCACUCAAGAACAGCCCCAAUGUACGUCGAUUACGGCGGCGAAACUCACACCGGAAUGGGAAUCAAGUCUAUGAAGUCUUCUGGCCGACCCAAAGAUAUCCCGACGCAAGUGCCGCCUCUUACACCUGGGACAAACAAAAAGAUGACAGAGGCCUUAAAGGCCUCAUUCGCUUCUUGGGAAAAAGAACAAAUUCGCCUCAACAUAACCAAAGAUCCGAGGCAAUGGUCGGAAACAGCUGUCAUGCACUGGCUGGACUGGGCCAUCAGGGAAUUUUCGUUAGCGGGUGUGGCGAUGCAGCCCUGGCAACACAUGACUGGAAAACAGAUUUGUGCCAUGGGGAAGGAAUCCUUUCUGGCACGUGCUCCUGCCUUCAUGGGGGACAUCCUGUGGGAGCACCUCGAGAUGCUUCAAAAAGACGUCGACGUAGAAAAGGCGUCUUUGGAAAAUGUGCCUGCCAAUUUGUACGAGAGUGUCUGUGUCCCAGAUUUAGGGGACUUCUUAGGAUACCAGAGUGCAACCAAUUCAGUUGCCACACCAGAACACAAAAGUCCAGCGACUCCGGCCAGUUCCACGACUUCGAACUCUUCGGGUCCGCAAAACUCAUCCCAGACUGCUGCACCUGCUGCAUCCAUCAUCCCUCUGCCACCGAGGCAGUUUCACAACGACGGAGGUUACAACCACCUUCGUAGUCCAGUGUGCCAGGAUGACAGUCAAAGAGAAAAUUCUCCACCCCCUCACAAUCAUAGCAAUCAACCUCCAAAUAAUUCUCACUCAUCCACCCCUAGCAGCAACUCGAACAACAAUAACAAUAAUAACAACCCCAAUACGAACAGCGCCUACAUCCACUUACGAAAUUUAAAUCAGCUCAAAACGGAAUCAAACUACAGCAAUCACCACAUAACGGAACACUUACAAGGUGGAGGGGGAGGAUUGGCAAGUGGCGGCGACCUCGGAUCGGGUGGCAACGAGGUCGACCUCCGGGUCAGCAACGCAACCACCGAUAGCUACAUGACCCCGGCACACUAUUCCGGUUAUGAUGAGGCCUCGGAAUAUCACAAUUUGCCGCAGGAUCAUCAGCCUCCUCAUCCCUACAACCUCGAUGGAUCUCCAGAAUUCUACAGUGCCAGUGGCAUUCAGCUGGAGCCAAAGUACCAGCCUCCUGCCUUCAAAAACUACUCGCGAGGUCGUUAUCAUGAAGGGUAUAGCGAAGGUUACGGCCAGUACGAUGGAUCGUCCUUCCAGACGGUACCAGGAAGCGGAAGUGGGACUGGAGGCGGUGGUGGUGGUGGUGGUGGAGUUGGCGGAGGAGAACAAUGGGGAUCGAUGGGUCCUCUGAGCGAGCACCUUCAGCACCAUCCCGCGUUCCUAGCUGGGCUAGGACCUCGGGAUUCCUCGAAUCCUCAUCAUCCCUCAGCCAUUGGCAACAAUUCCGACCAGAAGCCGCUUCUUCAGAGCUCAAUGCUCGCUGGUUACACAGGAAGUGGUCCGUGUUUCACGGGCUCUGGUCCCAUUCAGCUGUGGCAGUUUCUACUGGAACUUCUGACAGACAAGUCUUGUCAGGGUUUCAUAUCGUGGACCGGCGAUGGAUGGGAAUUCAAACUCACAGAUCCGGACGAAGUAGCUCGUCGAUGGGGAAUUCGGAAAAAUAAGCCCAAGAUGAACUACGAGAAACUCAGUCGUGGUUUACGAUAUUACUACGACAAGAAUAUUAUACAUAAGACCGCCGGCAAGCGAUACGUCUAUCGCUUUGUUUGCGACUUGCAGAGUCUCCUAGGAUACAGUCCCGAAGAAUUGCAUGCAAUGGUGGACUUGAAGCCUGAGAAGAAGGAAGAAGACUGAGAAAUGGUUGGUGAACGUGCACGUUUCACGUUUAAGAUGAACUGUGUCAGUGACGAUCGACUACUAUCCCAAUCUUCGGUAUCUAAAGAACAAAAAGAAAGUGAAAAAAAGUGACAAAAAAGUUUGUAAAGUGGUUACGCGCGCAAGAGAGAAAAAUAGAGAAAGAGAGAGAGAGAGAGAGAAGCGACAUUUAAAACUGGCUAGCUGGAGAGCAGCAGUUGAGCAGUUGAGCAGUUAAAAAGCCGCAGUAGUUGAGCGUCUUUGUUGAAACACACAUUGAAAAUGAAUCGGUCGUAUGUACCAAAGACAGGGUCCGCAUACCAUUGGUGCCUAAAAAAUUGUAACGACUAAAUUGUGAAUUUGUUCUUAAGUGAUUAUUUGCCACACAAGAUUUUAGAGGAUAUUUAUAGGAAUAACUCGACAAUUUAUACAUAUUAUAUAUAUAUUAUACAUAUAUAUUUUUAAUGUUACGUGAUUUCUAAGCACCGUGGCAUCGAAUCAUCGACGAUGCAUCUAAAUUAUUUAUGUCGCAUCAGUUUAACAUGAGUGUUGUUAUAUCUCGUUGAUAGAUGACACGAUAUGUGAUUGUUAUUUA